GGGGACACAGCCAUGUGCAGAUGGGAAAGAUGUCCCGCAGCUGCCCCUCUUAUUAUAGAGGAAGGAGAGAAGCGCCUCUGCAUGCUUCUUCUUCAUCCGAGAGUCGAUCUCUUCUCUUUCCUUCUACGUACUCCUCGCUUAUCUUUGAGAAUCAGCAAGAGAGCGCCUCUAGAUCUGACCUCUCGAGCUCCAUGGUGCACAUAGUGAUGUUCCCCUACAUGGGGCAUGGCCACUUCAACCCCUUCGUGGCGCUGGCGGAGCUGAUUCUCCGCCACCACCCCUCCUGCACCAUCACCAUCGUCGGCACUCCUCUCAACGUCGCCAACCUCAGGUCCAUGCUCCCUCCUUCCCCUCCCGUCCGCCUCGCCGCCCUCCCUUUCGACCCCUCCGCCCACGGCCUCCCUCCCCAUGCCGAGUCCAACUCCGACCUCAACUACCAGCUCCGCAUCCGCCUCAACUUCGGCUCCCGCGCCCUCCGCCCCGCCCUCGAGUCCCUCCUCCUUGACCUCAUCUCCUCCGACGGUGAUGGCAGUAAUCCGAUCUGCCUCAUCGCCGACCAAUUCUUCGGCUGGACCGUCGACGUUGCCCGGCGGCUCGGCAUCUUCCACACCCUUUUCUACACCUGCAGCGCUCACGGCAUCGUCACCUACAUAUCGCUCUGGCGCCACCUCCCCCACACGAAGACGGACGAAGAUGAGUUUGCGCUGCCCGACUUCCCCCACGUUCGUCUCCAUCGAACCCAGCUCUCCAGGAUUGCCAUGAGCGCCACGGGGUCCGAUCCCUGGUCCGUCUUCUACGGAGAAGAACUGACGAUGAACCUCGCCGCCGACGGUGUACUGGUCAACACGGUGGAAGAGAUGGAGCCCGAGGGCGUGGACCGACUCCGCUCCAUGUUUCAGGGAAAGCCCGUCUGGUGCAUCGGCCCCGUGCUCCCCUCCUCCUUCCUCGCCGUCGACAGCCGAUCGAGCAAACAGGAGCGGCUCGGGAAGGUGGCCAUGGUCUCGAGCGAGGACUGCUCGAAAUGGCUCGAUAUUCACCCGCGUGGCUCGGUUCUCUACGUAUCUUUCGGGUCGCAACACAACAUCUCUGCGUCUCAGAUGAGACAGUUGGCGAUGGGUUUGGAAGAAAGCGGGGUGACUUUCAUAUGGGUGGUGCGGCCGCCCGUGGAGUUUAGCCCGGAGGAAGAGUUCAGGUCGUCGGAGUGGUUGACGGAAGGGUUCGAGGAGAGGAUGAUGGAGACGAAGCGUGGAUUGGUGGUGAGGAACUGGGCUCCCCAGCUGACCAUUUUGUCUCACGAGUCCACCGGCGGGUUCUUGAGCCACUGCGGAUGGAACUCGCUACUUGAGAGCUUCAUGUGCGGGGUGCCGAUCAUAGGGUGGCCGGUGGCGGCGGAGCAGUUCUACAAUUCGGAGAUGGUGGUGGAGCAGAUAGGGGCGGGGGUAGAGUUGGCGAGGGGGAACCAAGAGGAGGUGAGGAAGGAGGAGGUGGCAAGGGUGGCGAAGUUGGUGAUGGGAGACACGGUGAAGCGGAAGGAGGUGAGGAAGAAGGCCGGCGAAGUGAGGGAGAUGCUGAGAGGUGCGUGGAGAAAGCAGGAACAUGGAAGCGGAUUGGGGCCUUCUCUGUCUUCACUGAACGACUUCAUUGAGACGAUAUUCACCGGGAAAGAGUAAGGCAGAUUUAUGGCGGCCUUCUCUGUCUUCCCUGAAUGACUUCAUUGAGACGAUAUUCACCGGGAAACAGUAAGGCGGAUUAAUCUCGGCGAACUUGCAGUUUCACAUUCGUUCAGUGGACGUCAAUGGCUCUGGACUAUGAUCGUGUUCGUGUGGAAUCCUACAAUGUGAAAUGCGCAGCUCUCUCUCUGCGACUAUUUAAUUGCGUCAAAUGUGUCAAUCAAUUCUGAUGAACUUUUAGGACUCUGAUCGUGUUCAUGUUGAAUCCUACAAUGCGAAAUGUGAAGUUCUCUCUUGAUAAUGUUGUCAAUCAAUUCUGAUAAACUUUUAGUUAAUAACAUAAUUGAUUGACAGAA
This is a messenger RNA of Nymphaea colorata (pocket water lily), 2026 nucleotides long. RefSeq names its product UDP-glycosyltransferase 92A1-like. Bases 21 to 1670 code for a protein of 549 amino acids. Gene Ontology annotation, molecular function: UDP-glycosyltransferase activity. NCBI's taxonomy places the organism in Eukaryota, Viridiplantae, Streptophyta, Magnoliopsida, Nymphaeales, Nymphaeaceae. The record is from RefSeq and is a predicted model, not a curated record. The transcript has a single exon.